GUUAUUUGCAAAAAUUAAAUUUUAAAGAAAAAUAUUAAUUUAACUAGUUUUACUUGCUUUUAUCAUCUUUUAAAUAACAUUUAAUGUAAUCUUUCUAUUGGCUCAAGUCAGUGCUACAUGCUUAAUGCAGUUAUAAAGUGUAGAAAAGGAAAAUAAUUGAAAUACAGAAAUCAUGAAAAGUUAUAGAAAUUUCUCGCCAGAUCUUGAGGAAUCAAGCAGCAGUGAUGAACAUACUAAUUUUGAAGAUAGACGACGGAUAUUUCGGAAACAAAUUAAUGCUAAAACGAGAACAAAUUUAACAAAAAUUCAGACAAUUCCAUCGUUGAAUUUAGCAAAGCUGAAUAUAGCAGGAAACUCACAAGAUGGCAAUAAUCAGGAACGCAUUACAUUACUAGUUGAUGAUACACGAUUUAUAAUUGAUCCAAGUCUUUUAAUUCAACAUCCAAACUCGUUGUUAGGAAGAAUGUUCUCAUCUGGAAUUGAAUGGCAAGUUCCAAAUGAUAGAGGUGAAUAUGAGGUUGCUGACGGACUUUCAUCGACUGUAUUCCGAGCAAUCCUAGACUAUUAUAAAUGUGGAUAUAUUAAAUGUCCAAGUGGUGUGUCUGUGCAAGAAUUAAGAGAAGCUUGUGACUAUUUGAUGGUUCCUUUUGAUGCACAAACAAUUAGAUGUCAAAAUUUGAGAGGCUUGUUGCAUGAACUAUCUAAUGAAGGCGCUAGAUUACAAUUUGAAGCAUUUCUUGAGGAAUUACUAAUGCCAUUAAUGGUUAAUAGCGCUCAACGAGGAGACCGGGAAUGUCACAUAGUUGUAUUAUUAGAAGAUGAUUUUAUAGAAUGGGAUACUGACUAUCCACCAACUACACAGAUGAUGGGCGAGGAAUAUAGCCAGGCAGUUACAAGCAAUGCAAUGUAUAGAUUCUUUAAAUAUAUUGAAAACAGAGAAGUUGCAAAAUUAGUCUUAAAAGAUCGUGGAUUGAAGAAGAUUCGCUUAGGAAUUGAAGGAUGGCCAACAUACAAGGAAAAGAUCAAAAAACGUCCAGACGGGAAAGCUGAAGUGAUUUACAAUUAUGUCCAAAGACCAUUCAUUCACAUGAGUUGGGAAAAGGAAGAAGCAAAAAGUCGUCAUGUCGAUUUUCAAUGUGUCAAAUCGAAAUCAGUCACGAACCUUGCUGAAGCCACAGCAGAUCCACUAAUCGAGAAUCAUAAUCUGGAUGCAUCAAAUAAUAUUGAAGUUAUUGAAGUUUCACAGAGAAAUGAAGCAGAUGAAGUUCUAAACAAUGAGAAUCGAGCAGGUGAAGAAUUUGUGGAUGACGGCAACUUUGUGCAGCCGGCUGCUCAAGGCGAAUAAAUUAUAUAUUCUAAUAAAAAUUACUUUUUUUAUGAUAUUCCUGAAAUUAAAGCUAUUAAGAC
Messenger RNA from Chironomus riparius, 1407 nucleotides. The record is from the annotation of a GenBank genome assembly. Lineage: Eukaryota; Metazoa; Arthropoda; Insecta; Diptera; Chironomidae.